Molecule: messenger RNA, 489 nt
Organism: Heterobasidion irregulare TC 32-1
Lineage: Eukaryota; Fungi; Basidiomycota; Agaricomycetes; Russulales; Bondarzewiaceae
Exons: 1
Biological process (GO): protein dephosphorylation; negative regulation of MAPK cascade
Cellular component (GO): cytoplasm
Molecular function (GO): protein tyrosine/threonine phosphatase activity; MAP kinase tyrosine/serine/threonine phosphatase activity
Source: RefSeq, a predicted model, not a curated record
CUCGCCCUCUCCCCGACCACGCCCUCCCCCUACACCCACACCCCGCACCCGCACAUCCACAGCCCGACGCCCUCCGCCUCCCAAAUCACCCCGCGCCUCUUCCUCGCAGACCUCUCCGCCGCCGAGGACCCCGCGCUCCUCGCCGCCCUCGGCAUCACCCACGUCCUCUCCGCCCUCCCAGGCCCCGUGCACCUCCCGCCCGCCCUGCGCCUCGCCGCGCUCCAGCUCCCGCUCGCAGACACCCCCUUCGCGGAGCUCGCCGCCCACCUCCCGCGCACGACGCGCUGGAUCGCAGACGCGCUCGACGAGCGCCCCGACGCGCGCGUGCUCGUGCACUGCGCGAUGGGCGUGUCGCGCUCGCCGAGCGUCGUGGCCGCGUGGCUGAUGGCUGCGCGCGGGUGGGCGCCCGAGGAGGCGAUCGAGUACGUGCGCGGGCGGAGGGCGGGCGUGUGUCCGAACGAGGGGUUCGUGCGCCAGCUGCAUGAGUAC